Molecule: messenger RNA, 1596 nt
Organism: Cutaneotrichosporon oleaginosum
Lineage: Eukaryota; Fungi; Basidiomycota; Tremellomycetes; Trichosporonales; Trichosporonaceae
Source: RefSeq, a predicted model, not a curated record
CGCGCCAUGGACGACUGGGAGACUGCCGAGCUCGAGCCGAAGCGCGCGCGCGCGCCGCCGAGCGCGCCGAGCGGAGCACCAGCACCUCCGACUACAUCGGGCCCACCUCCCGCACAUCCCGCACCCGCACCCGCGACGGAGCGACGGCAGCCCAUCGUCCUCGCGCGCCGCCCCGCGGCCCCGGCAUCACAGGCGCCCGCAUCGGCGCCGGGGUCAGCGCCGGCGCCACCGCACGCGUCGCACCCCGUGCUCCAACAUCCCCAGCCUGGCGCGCCCGCGCCAGACGCCGACGACGAGUGGUUCCGCGGCGCGCCGGCGUCCAACCGUCAGAUCUGGGACAGCGCUAAUCGCGCCCCGCUCCCCGUCAUGACGGCGCCCUCGGCCCCCCCGCCGCAACUCAAGAUCCUGAAGCGCGACCCCGCGCCGCGCCCGUCCUCGGGCAGCUCGAGCGGCACCGCGACGCCCAAGACCCUCGCGCAACGCGAGCAGGAGUACCGGCUCGCGCGCGAGCGUAUCUUCGGGAAGGAGGAGGUGCCGAGUUCGUCUGCGUCCGCGUCGUCCGCGACCUCGGCGUCUGGGUCCGCCGCGGCGUCGUCGCCGAGCACGACUAGUGCGAGUGCGAGCGCGAGUGCGAGUGCUAGUGCGGGUGCGAGUGCUAGUGGGGGUGCUAGUGCGGGUGACGGCAGAGGUGGAGGUAAUGGGAACGGCGGAGGGAACGGUGGAGGGAACGGUGGAGGGAACGGCGGAGGGGCAGGGGCAGGGAACGGCGGCGGAGACAGGAGAAGCGCGCGCGGAGGUAAGCGCUCGGGAGGGAGUACGCCGCGCACGCCGUCCGGGCGAUCGACGCCGGCGGCGGACGAGCUCAGUCGUGCCGUGGCGCAGCUGUCGCUCGAUCGGCGCGGCACGCCAGGCAGCGUGCCCCCCACUGCUGGGGGCGCUGGCGGGGGCGCUGGCGGGGGCGCUGGCGGGGGCGCUGGCGGGGGCGCUGUGGGUGGCGCUGGGGACGGCGGUGCCAGCGAGUUCGACCGCGGAUUCGACAAGCUCGAUGCGCGCCGCGGCCACUCGCCGUACGGAUACACGGGGUAUCAAUACGGCGCGCAAAGCUACACCACCUACCAGCACCAGCACGCCGCCGGAUACCGGUACACGGCGUAUGAGGCGCAGACCUUCGGGCCGCGGUACGCGCAGCCCCCGCAGCAGCAGCAGACGUACUACCGCCCACAGGCGUACACGCAGCCGCCCGCCCAGUACCCCCACACCCAGGCGCCGCACACGUACAGCGCGCCGUACACUGCGCCGACGACUACCCCGCCUUCGCAGUCGAACUCGCAGGCGCAUGCGCCAGCGCCACACUUGCCUCCCCAACCCUACACUCAGCACAGCGCGCCGUACACGUACACCUCGCCGCCGCCCACUUUGCCCGCGCGCCCCGCGCCGCCCUCCGUUCCACCAAUACAGCCCCGGGGCGGCGGCGUGCUCCGUCAGCCGAGAGGUCCGGGGCAGGGAGGAUUCGGACGAUAGCUGGUAGCGAUUGGGAGUAUGCAUAGAUUCCUGAGAUGGAGCGUGGGGUACCGUACAACAAGACGCAAUGCAUGC